Messenger RNA from Punica granatum (pomegranate), 951 nucleotides. The record is from RefSeq and is a predicted model, not a curated record. NCBI's taxonomy places the organism in Eukaryota, Viridiplantae, Streptophyta, Magnoliopsida, Myrtales, Lythraceae.
AUGAAUGGCAGGGUAGUCGCCAUCAAGAAAGCCAGACUGCUAGACCGGAGUCAGGUGACUGAGUUCAUCAACGAAGUCAUCGUCCUCUCUCAGAUCAACCACAAGAACGUGGUUAAGUUGAUCGGCUGUUGCCUGGAGACGGAGCUCCCUCUGUUAGUUUACGAGUUCAUAACAAAUGGCACCCUCUCCAAACAUUUGCACGACAAUGGUGGACAGCACUCCAUGUCAUUGUCCUCUUGGGGGGCUCGCCUACGUGUGGCUGCUGAAACAGCGAGAGCACUUUCGUAUUUGCACUCAGAUGCCGCUAUUCCAAUCUUCCAUAGGGAUGUUAAGAGUACCAACAUACUGCUGGACGAGAAUUUUACAGCUAAGGUAUCGGAUUUUGGAGCCUCCAGGCUGAUGCCAUCGGACAAGACUCAAAUAAGUACUCUAGUGCGAGGCACAUUCGGGUACCUAGAUCCAGAGUACUUCCACUCGAGCCAAUUAACAGAGAAGAGUGACGUUUAUAGUUUCGGGGUUGUCCUUGCUGAACUACUCACUGGAAUGAAGGCUAUUUCUUUUGACAAGCCUGAAAUGGAGAGGAAUUUGUCCAUGGUUUUUGAUUUGGCAGUGAUGGAGGACCGUUGCUUGGAGAUGAUCGACAAACGGAUUAUAAAUGAGGGGAACGCAGAACACAUCAGAGAAGUUGCGCUGCUAGCUAGCCGGUGUUUGAAUGUAAGAGGGGUGGACAGGCCAUCCAUGAAGGAAGUCGCACUCGAGUUGGAGGGGAUACUUAGACUGACCGAACAACACCCUUGGAUACAUCAAGAUUCAACUAAUUUCGAGGAAAGUGAAGACUUGCUCAGGGGAAUCCACGUCGAUAACUUUGACGCAGGCCCCAUCAGCAUGACAAGUUCUGAGAAUACUAUGAAAAAUCAGUUGGUACCUUUUAGCGUUGAGGAUGAAAGAUAG